GGAGCCGCCGCUGCCAUGGAGCGGGGGGGCGGCGGCGGCGCGCGGGGCUGAUCGCGCCCCUUCCCCAUGAGACUGUGGCUGUGCUGGCUGGGCUGCUACACCCUGCUCCUGUGGGUGCUCAGGAGGACGAUGUGGGCUGGCCCGGCCCGGUACCUGCGAAGCCCUUUAUCCAGGUCCCUCUACGUGAAUAUGAUGGGCAGCCACCGCCAGCCAGCCCCGGACGCCAGGGAGAACCACCAGUGGUAUGUGUGCAACACUGAACAGUUGUCUGAAUCCCUUCAGCCUAUUUUUGUCCAGAGUUACCUUGACCAAGGAACACAGAUCUUCUUAAACAACAGCAUUGAGAAGUCAGGCUGGCUGUUUAUCCAGCUCUACCACUCUUUUGUGUCCUCUAUUUUUAGCCUUUUUAUGUCUAGAACAUCUAUCAAUGGGCUGCUGGGAAGAGGCUCAAUGUUUGUGUUUUCCCCAGAACAAUUUCAAAGACUGCUUAAAAUAAAUCCUGAAUGGAAAUCCCACAGACUUCUUGAUUUAGGGGCUGGAGAUGGAGAAGUCACUAAAGUUAUGAGUCCUCACUUUGAAGAAAUCUAUGCCACUGAAUUGUCUGAAACGAUGAUAUGGCAGCUUCAGAAGAAGAAAUACAGGGUGCUUGGUGUAAAUGAAUGGCAGAACACAGGAUUUCAGUAUGAUGUUAUCAGCUGUUUGAAUUUGCUGGAUCGCUGUGAUCAACCACUGACUGUAUUAAAGGACAUUAGGAGUGUACUGGAGCCAACCAGAGGCAGAGUCAUCCUAGCACUGGUUCUGCCUUUUCACCCCUAUGUGGAAAAUGUAGGUGGCAAGUGGGAAAAGCCCUCAGAAGUUUUGGAAAUCAAAGGGCACACUUGGGAAGAGCAGGUGAACAGCCUGCCAGAAGUUUUCAGUAAAGCUGGUUUUGCCAUCGAGGCUUUCACCAGACUGCCCUACCUCUGUGAAGGUGACAUGUACAAUGACUACUACGUGCUGGAUGAUGCUGUCUUUGUCCUCAAGCCAGUGUAAGCCUGGGUGAAGUAAAGCUCCACAAUCUAACCCAAGAAGCAGCCUCUGAAAGAGGAUUUUGAUUUAUGGUUACUUAAAGGGAGGGAAUUUUGAGAUUGUCAUGCUAAAUAAAUACCAUGUAAGAAAUUUAAAGGCCAAAAUAAUAAUGUAUUUCUUUGUAGUGUGAUUGGGGGGGGGGGGG
This is a messenger RNA of Melozone crissalis (California towhee), 1213 nucleotides long. It is a transcript of the gene METTL9, whose product is annotated as methyltransferase like 9. The transcript is spliced from 5 exons. NCBI's taxonomy places the organism in Eukaryota, Metazoa, Chordata, Aves, Passeriformes, Passerellidae. Gene Ontology annotation, molecular function: protein-L-histidine N-pros-methyltransferase activity. The record is from RefSeq and is a predicted model, not a curated record. The coding region runs from base 67 to 1032 and encodes 321 amino acids.